CAAAAGUUGCAGAAAAAGCCAGGUUUUGGCCACCUUUCCGCACCUGCCUUGUCCGUAGAACAAAUCUACGCCAUGGACAGAGUUCCUUCCUUUGCGGGUAAAGGGAGAAAAUUUUAGAUAGAUCGCACGUGACAAAAGGAAACGGAGAUUUUCUUUGUGGCUUUCUGCUGCCUACCAAAAUAAAAAGGUUUUGGUUCAUUUCUUUGUCCGUCUCUCACUUUUGUUCUUUUGUGUGUGAUAUUUCUUCCUUUGUUUAAUUACCAAGGACCCUGAUCUCUCACAGUCAAUUCUGUGCCCCGCAUGAAAAUCAGAUCUUGCCUGCUUUGCAACACAAUUUCGACCACCCCUUUGCUCUCCACAACUCGUCUCAACUGUGCGGCCAAGGGCGGCCUUUAUGCGAUCGGCAACACCCAACCCUCCGUCGAUCCAACUUGAGCGAGUGGAGGGUGAAUUGGAGGGGUAAUAAGAAGGCUUCUUUAGAACCAAAUUUACCCACAACAAUGAAGACGGACGGACUAAUCCCUGCUUGCCGAUGUGCACUGGACGAGUCCUCCAUGAUGACGAGUGGACAAACCCUGUCACUUGCCAGCGGAGUCCAAUCCGACUUUAUCAUGCUUGGUCUAGAUUUGGCCCAAUACUUUUUCAAGAAUGAUUUAAUCGCACUCACUGCAUUCUACCCGGUUACCAGACAAAAAGUGUCACGUCAUCUCACGUUGCCCGUUUCUCAAUUCUUCAAGAUGUGGCUAAAGAAACAGCCUGUCUGGCUCGUCCAAAUAUAACCGACCGAACCGGCCAUCUUUCGCUGCAUGGAACAAGGCGCUGGGUUAUUCUGACUGGUUGAUCUUGAUAUUGCUUAGCCUGGAUUCUGGACCCAUUGUCCAGACUUGGUCCGGAUGUGCCCAUGCUAAUGGCCAGAUCGGGGGUGUUCUUGGCCUCUGGGCAAAUGCAUAAGCAAUGAUCACUGUACCUUGCAAGCCUUGCUCGCGGAUGUGUCUGUCGCUAACGAGACGCGACGCUUUCCGGAUCCACCAGAUUCACCCAAGCAGAUCCUAUGCCUUUUUACUGCGUACCAGUGGCGCUCAAGAUCCCGGUCACGACGGAUGGUACCUUUCAAGACGACAUCCACAUCCCGCUCUCGCCCUGGUCUUUGUUGGGAGACGAGGUAGGAUCCCUUGUGCUUGGCAAUCGUCAGCCAUGGUUCUGGGCGUAUGCAUAUGCUAGGGCUCUCCGAGAACGUCGUGACGGCUUUGGCAAGUCGCCAUGGCAUACAUUUUAAUUCUCCGACUUCAAAGUUCUUUUUUUAUUUAUUUUGUGCCACUUUCAUGUUAUCUCUAUUGUUAAAAUGGGUUGGUGAUCCUCCGUGUAUUCUUCAUCCUGCCCUUAUUCUCUUCGAAUUCUUAUCCGGCAGCUGAGCUGGGUCCUGGGGGGUUUUGCUUCUUUGCUCGUCAAGGUUGCUCUGCCUCCGCCUCCUUUACCAGAAAAAGUCCAACAUCCGGCUCAUGCCAGCAAAUCUUUCCCCUUGCUCUUUCAUGGUGCGACAUGCGAAGGUUUUAAGUAUGUUAGCCAAACGAGGUUAUGAGACCUCCAUUCUGGCACUUGCUACAGUCGUCGGCGCCACUCCGCUACUAUCGCCUUUCGACUCGGAACACCAGCACGGUUUGUUACCCUCGGCGGAGAGUGUCACAUUCAGCUUGCGCAGCUGGUCAGAAAACCUGGAGAGCGCGCCUAUGAACUCUCAGGCUCGUGACGAAAGCAUAUUGUGGCGGAUAUGGGCGAGGUUCUUGGAUACUCUGCGGGCUCCAAGAGAGUCCCUGGAAAAUAUUCAAGGCAGACAAGAGACUUGCGACCUAUGCGAGAGGGAUUACAUAACACCGCAAAUACACAACCUCCCAAGGGAUCUUAUCUCGACUGUCUUUGUCACAGCAACCUUGACAAGUACAAGCACUUUCACAUCUUUCUCGGCAACGGUUAUAUCCACGGUGACCCAAACCCUGACUUUUGUUGAUGCAAGUCAUCCCACUGCUGCCAUCGCGCCCGGCCUCAAACUCAGACGCUCAAAUGCUCAGCAAAGCGGCUGUGCAACGGCUACUACUGCGCUCCUGGCCACCAAGACUCUGCCAAGGCGUCAGCAAGACAGCACUGUAGGAGAGCCGGUGCCUGAAAGCACAACAACGUUGACGGCCACUAGUAUUUUGACUACGACUGUCACCGUCCAAGGUGGAACUCGGACACGUUUCCACACCAUCUUUGAGACCACUAGGAUUGCUCCUGGCAUUUCAAGUACCUUUUCACCUGGGAUGCCCGGAGGAUCAAGCACUGUUGUAAGACCAACAAAUACAGAGGGGGCUGAUACAGGGCCAGGGUCAACCACUCUGUCAUCUGUGCCAUCAUCAACCCCGACACCAACAGGCAGUCUAUCUGCCAGCACAGUGGUAACUGUUACGGUUACGACUGGACCUGUUAUUACGACCAUAAUAAACCCCACCAAGACGCUUACCCAAACCACAUUCCCAUCAUCAUCCCCUCCAACAGGGCCCCUUGGUCAAAGCCAAUCAUCUCUAAGGGCGGACCAGGUAUCAGGCAUAGUGCUUGGCAUCAUACUAUUCAUCAUACUUUUAAUAAUCUUAAGUUUACUCUUCUUGCGAAGGGUGCAGAACAGACGAUCGACAGAAGCAAGCCAGCGCCAGCAAUUGAGCCCAGAAUGCGCCUUGGUCCCCUUCAACUCGCCCGCAACCUCGCAUUCAACUCCAGGCAGCGCGGGCCAGGUCCGCAUAGUCAUCAGACCGGCGCCGCCGUCCUCGAUAUCCGCCAGGGGUGACUCGUGGCCCAUACCGCCGGGCCACGAGGGCCAGCCCACGCUCUUUCUGGACAACAAUGGCAACACUCCUGUGCGGACGACGCCCACGCGCUGGAGCAUCACGAGCGACUUUGGCGACAUGCCGGGCAGCGGCGGCAUUGCGCGGAACAGCGGCCCGCUCGCAUCGCUGCGUCACUCGGGUGUGCCGUCCUCGGGCGUUAUGGGGGAGAUGAGCCCGGGGCCAAGCUUGGGAGACAGGAUUGACGGUUACUAUUUCACUCCUGCGAGCGGGGGCAAUAGCGAGCACAGCGGAGAGGCGGAGAGGUCGUCCCAGGCAAGGAACGAGAGCCAGCCGAAUGUUAGCGGACCCGAAAGUGUGGGCGGUCCGUCCAGGGGCAGCAGUACCUUUCGUACCAGGCUUGCGCCGCCGCCCUACCAGUUUGGGCCACCUGAUUGGGGAGGUGUUGGCUACGGCCGUGCAUUCUGACAAAAUGAUGCACGUUUUUUAUUCUUAAUGGUAUUAAGUAAAAAAAGCAUUCUUGAAGACAAAAAAAGUUAUUUCUAUCCAACAUGAUUUACAACUGUUUACGUACUAUUGUGUUGUUCGCAAUUGCCAACUUUUCGUCUGGCUUUAAGCUUUUUUCGUGAGCUUGAAUACUAUCCACACAAUAUGAAGCUAAAUGCCUGCUGCUUAGUUCCGGAUAUGUAUGUAACUGGAUGGGGAGUGUUGGUGCUGCCUG
Pyricularia oryzae 70-15 is the source of this 3537-nucleotide messenger RNA. RefSeq lists its product as uncharacterized. NCBI's taxonomy places the organism in Eukaryota, Fungi, Ascomycota, Sordariomycetes, Magnaporthales, Pyriculariaceae. The record is from RefSeq and is a predicted model, not a curated record. The transcript has 2 exons. The coding region runs from base 1500 to 3284 and encodes 594 amino acids.